Cyphellophora europaea CBS 101466 is the source of this 438-nucleotide messenger RNA. RefSeq lists its product as uncharacterized. NCBI's taxonomy places the organism in Eukaryota, Fungi, Ascomycota, Eurotiomycetes, Chaetothyriales, Cyphellophoraceae. The transcript has a single exon. The record is from RefSeq and is a predicted model, not a curated record. The coding region runs from base 1 to 438 and encodes 145 amino acids.
AUGUCACCGCCCCCCGUCGAAACCUUCAACCCAGACUCCCACCCCACCUUCUCCCCCACCUACAGCCACAUCUCCCGCGUCCCCCUCUCACCCAACAGCACGCUCAUCACCUUCGCCGGCCAGGUAGGCCACGACCCCACCACCAACACCACCGGCGCCACGCUAGGGGAGCAGUGCAGCAUCGCGUACGCCAACGUAGACCGCUGCCUGGCGGCCGCAGGUGCACGCAAAGAGGACAUCGUCGGCGUGCGGCACUAUGUCGUGGAUCUGCUGCGCGGAGGCAAGGGGCCGGAUCCGGAGCGCGCAAAGCGCUACACAGAGUGGUUGGGGGAGCUGAGGCCGCCGGCGACGCUGUUGGGCGUGCAGGCGUUGGCAGCGGAGGCGUUGGUGUAUGAGAUUGAGGUUGUUUGUGUGGUAAGGGAGGGGGCGAGCGAUUAG